Messenger RNA from Funneliformis geosporum, 171 nucleotides. The record is from the annotation of a GenBank genome assembly. Lineage: Eukaryota; Fungi; Glomeromycota; Glomeromycetes; Glomerales; Glomeraceae.
AUGGUUUCAGCCGAAAAGCCUGAUAAAAUGUUGGCUGUGAUAUGCGGUGCAGUGACCAAGGCUUAUACAGUAGCCAUGGAAUCUAUAAUGGAAUACAAACGUUUCUUGGAGAAAGGACAAUUCCCUAGCAGAGAUAUUGCGAACCAUUUUCAUCAUCGAUUUUAUUUAUGA